Messenger RNA from Syzygium oleosum, 3055 nucleotides. RefSeq names its product histone-lysine N-methyltransferase EZA1. The record is from RefSeq and is a predicted model, not a curated record. Gene Ontology annotation, molecular function: protein binding; histone methyltransferase activity. The transcript is spliced from 17 exons. Gene Ontology annotation, cellular component: PcG protein complex. Gene Ontology annotation, biological process: chromatin remodeling. Lineage: Eukaryota; Viridiplantae; Streptophyta; Magnoliopsida; Myrtales; Myrtaceae. Bases 82 to 2763 code for a protein of 893 amino acids.
UCACGCUUUUCUCUCUCGCUCGGAGGAGCGGGGCCGUGUGAACGUGCAGAAGACGCAGAGCAGCGAGGGAGGAGCCGAGCUAUGGUGUCCAAGGCGGGCGACUCCGGCACCAAGCUCAGGAAGUCGAAUGGGGAGCAGUCGAAUGAAGGUGUUGGAAACUUGGUCUCUAAGAUAAACCAGCUCAGAAAGCAAAUUCAAGCUGAGAGGAAUUCUUCGGUUAAAGAGAAGUUUGAGAAAAAUGGGCAGAAAGUAGAAGAUCAUGUACGCCAGCUUUUUUCGGAAGCAUCAACAAACGAUGGUUCCAGUAAUAUACUGUCGUCGAGGAUUGAGAAUCCUCUUGGGAAGUUUGGUGCGUUUGUUCAUGGAUCAGGUGAUAAAGAUGGCAUUUACAAUCACGAAUUGUCAUCCUUUGUGGGCAUCAAGCUUCCAUAUACUGAGAAAUUACCUCCGUAUACCACAUGGAUAUUCUUGGAUAGGAAUCAGAGAAUGGCUGAAGACCAGUCAGUGGUUGGGAGAAGACGUAUUUACUAUGACCAACAUGGCAGUGAAGCACUCAUUUGCAGUGAUAGUGAGGAAGAUAUGACCGAGCCUGAGGAAGAGAAGCAUGACUUCUCUGAUGCUGAGGAUCGCAUACUAUGGAUGGCUUUUGAGGAGCAUGGUCACAGCGAGGAUGUACAGAACAUUGUGAGCCAGUUUGUUGGGGGCACCAAAUUAGAAAUCCAGGAGAGAUACAAAUUUCUUAAAGAGAACCAUGACAAGAAACAGAACAAAAAUCUCAAAAACUCUGGAGAUGUGGGAACUGAUAAGGGAAUAUAUCUGGACAAGACCCUCAGUGCUGCUUUAGAUUCUUUUGACAAUCUUUUCUGUCGUCGUUGCUUGCUAUUUGAUUGUCGUCUUCAUGGCUGUUCCCAAAGCUUAAUUAUUCCUAGUGAAAAGCAGCCCUAUUCUCUUGAGCAUGAAGAAGAUGGAAAACCUUGUGGUGAUCAAUGCUACCUGAAGGAUUGUUUGCAGUUGAAUAAGUUGAAUGCUAUCAAGGCUUCAUCGGAAUGUUCUGAUUUUGAUUUCUCCAAUGGGAAAAGGGAAACCUUAAGAGAGAUAGAGGAAAGUAUGAGAUCCUCUAGUGCUGAAGAGCUGGUUCCUGCAGAUCACAGCACAGGUCUCACCCAAGUGCAUGACCAAGCCAUACCUUCUUCCUCAGAAGGUAUUGAUGAAGAUUCACAGUGUCAUACGUCUGUAACUGCGGUAUGCACCGAGAUCACUGGAAAGUGUAAGGAUAUAGAGAAGGAAAUUACAGCACCGCAAGACCCAAAACUCAUUCCUGAUGAUUUUGGGGGAUUCCCUAUUAAAAAACAGAAGAUACAGGUAUCACCUCAUCCCGAUGUACCUAGUAAAGUGGAGUUUUACCCGGCCAUUGUUGACGCUGCAAAGGAGUCCACUUUUGGUGAUUCUGGAAAACUAGGAUUUUCUGGUGGUCCUUGUGAUAACACUGAGGAUCUUAUUAUAAAUGAAGAGGAAGAUGUCGUGGAGGUACCUGCUCCAGUACAGACUUCCAAUAAGGCUGGAGAACAUGGCAUUAUGAGAGAUGAAGGUAAUGUUGUAGCAGAGGCACCUAAAGUAAAGCGAAAAUCUAAUGAAGUUGCAGGUGAAAGGAUGGUGCGCAUCCAUGAGUGGAAACCUAUCGAGAAAGAAUUAUAUACGAAGGGAAUAGAAAUAUUUGGCAAAAACAGCUGUCUCAUUGCCAGAAACAUGCUUUCUGGCUUGAAAACAUGCAUAGAAGUAUCGAGCUACAUGCAUGAUGUUGGGGCUUCAAUAUCCAAUAGAUCAGGUGCUACACCUAGUUCAUGUUUGGAAGACAAUGGAAAAGCAGACAUGGAUCAUGCUACUGAAGAAAUGCCUACAAAAGCUCGGUUACUUCGUAGGAGGGGCAGAACACGGAAACUCAAAUAUUCCUGGAAGUCUGCUGGUCAUCCUUCGAUUUGGAAAAGAAUUGCAGAUGGUAAAAAUCAAUCUUGCAAGCAGUAUACUCCGUGUGGCUGCCAGUCUAUGUGCGGAAAGCAAUGCACGUGUCUACGAAAUGGUACUUGCUGCGAAAAGUACUGUGGGUGCUCGAAGAGCUGCAAGAACCGUUUUAGGGGAUGUCAUUGUGCAAAAAGUCAGUGCAGAAGUAGGCAAUGCCCCUGCUUUGCCGCUGGACGUGAAUGUGAUCCGGAUGUUUGCCGGAACUGCUGGGUGAGUUGUGGAGAUGGUUCAUUGGGUGAGCCCCCCAGGCGUGGUGAGGGCCAAUGUGGAAACAUGAGGCUCCUGCUAAGGCAGCAGCAAAGAAUCCUCUUGGCCAAAUCUGAUGUUGCUGGAUGGGGUGCCUUUUUGAAGAACCCAGUGAACAGAAAUGAUUAUCUUGGAGAAUAUACAGGAGAAUUGAUAUCUCAUAGAGAGGCAGACAAACGUGGGAAAAUCUAUGACCGUGCUAAUUCGUCAUUUCUUUUUGAUUUGAAUGAUCAGUACGUCCUUGAUGCUUUCCGCAAGGGAGACAAGCUUAAAUUUGCAAAUCACUCAUCCAACCCUAAUUGCUAUGCAAAGGUGAUGCUAGUGGCAGGAGAUCAUCGGGUGGGAAUUUUUGCAAAGGAGCAUAUUGAAGCGAGUGAGGAGCUCUUUUAUGACUAUCGUUAUGGGCCAGAUCAAGCUCCCGCAUGGGCCCGGAGACCUGAGAGUUCGAAGAGAGAUGAUUUGUUGGUCUCUCAAGGUAGAGCAAAGAAGCACCAGUGAUCAGUCUCGGUCAUUAAGUGCGCAAGGUCGGUCAUCCCAGGUAACAUUUACUUAUAAGACUGGCAGGGGACAAGACAGUUGGAUUUUAGUUCAAUCUUUACCUGUAAGGCUAUACUAUAGAAAUUAUCCAAACAAAGGAUUCGAGUGUAGUACUGUACAUUUGUAUAUACACAUCAGAGAGAGAGAUAGAGAAGUAUUACCUAGACAUGAAUAAAUGUCGACCUAAUAAAUGAAUGGAUUCACAGUGUGAUUGCUCUAGAACAAAUCAAAGCUAUUUGACAGUCCUCGUUUA